AUGGGAUACGUCUCAGAUGCUGGGGUUUUGUUUUCUGAUGCCGAGGGUGAACUUCAGGUAACAGAGCGUAUCAAGAGGUCUGGCCCAGUCACGGCCCGAGUCUGGAAAACUGGCCGCCCGACUGUUGGAAAUGUCAGCGUUAUCUACACAGCCCUUACACGGCGCGUCUCGAGAGAUACAAAGAACGGUCCUGCUCUCGACCUCCGGGUUGAUCAAGGCGGGCUGAUCGGCUCGGGCAUGGCCUUCUUGAGAGCACCGCCGAACGAACCGGAGGUGACAAUCCUCACGACUCUCCGCUGGUAUCUGUCCAAAAGUCCCCAGGGAACGUUGGCCGCAUGGUCGAUGGGGGACGGCGAGGGUCCUUUCGAAAUAGCGACCAAGAGCCUUGUUGGUAUUGCUUCUGGUGUGCAGGAGGCGUACUUUGCCGUGGGGCCCUUGCAUCGGAUGACGUCUCCCGACGACUACAUGCAUAUAGACGAGGCCGAUGUCUUCAACAUGUACUGGCUUGGCACUCCGACAUUUGACCCUUUACCGCUGGGAACGCGCCUUCAGAAACUGUUCCGAGAAAUGUCUGCUUUCUUCCGAGACAGAGGGAACAGCUAUCGCAUAUUCCUGCGGCACAACCCAUUCCGGGGCUCAUUAACAGGGACUGCACUCCGAUGA
This is a messenger RNA of Trichoderma breve, 663 nucleotides long. RefSeq lists its product as uncharacterized. The coding region runs from base 1 to 663 and encodes 220 amino acids. The record is from RefSeq and is a predicted model, not a curated record. NCBI's taxonomy places the organism in Eukaryota, Fungi, Ascomycota, Sordariomycetes, Hypocreales, Hypocreaceae. The transcript has a single exon.